CGGCGAAUGCGAGACACUGUUUAGCUGCAGCUCCAGGUGUCUGACUGAGAUCAGGGCUCGUAUCAUACUGAGCAUGGCUCAGGCCUUGCCUGAGAUCAGGUCCCCCAGUGUGCCGGGCACUGCACAAACCCUGACCAAGUUUGGAGCACUGGUUGUGCCAGGAACUGCACAGACCCCUACAGAGCGCAGGGACCUUGUUGUUCCUGGAGCUGCAGAGACCCCAGCUGAGAUCUGGGCCCUGUUCUGCCAGGUGCUGCAGAGACCCCAACAGAGGUCGGACCCCAUUGUUGUGACAGGUGCCGUGGAGACCUCAAGUGAGAUGUAUGCCCGUGUUGUGCUGGGCACUGCAGAGACCCCAUCUGACAUCAGGCCCCCCAUUGUGCCAGGCUAUGGAUUCUCCACAUUUUGCCCCAAACCAUCCCGUCCUCCCAGGGGGAAGGAAAUGGCUGCAAUGGAUCUGGCUCAGGGGCCGGUGACCUUUGAGGAGGUGGCUGUGUAUUUCACCAGGGGAGAGGGGGCUCUGCUGGACCCCACUCAGAGAGCCCUGUACAGGGACGUCAUGCAGGAGAACUAUGAGACGGUGGUCUUGCUGGGUAAGGAGUCCUGUCCCCUGGGUUAUUAGAAGCUGUGGGGUCUCUAAAGAACCUGAGUAGUAAUAAUUUUAUAUCUUUAUUUGUCAUACAAGUUUUGCAGCUUUCCUUGCCCCCCUUUUUUUGCCUAGUGUCAUUUUUGGACAUGUGCCUUUUUGGUGCCGUCAGUCAUUUUAAAAUUGCAUUUAAUGUAUCCUUAUUGGCUACAUUAGUAACUAUAUUAAUAACUGUAGCUUUCAUGCCUUUUCCUUAUUUUAAGAGGAAAAUAGGCUUCCUGUGGAAUUCUAAAUUGAGUAAUUAGGUGUAUGACUCAUGCAUGUUUUGUGUGACAGUCAGAUGAACUCUUUUAGGAGAGCGUGUAAUGUUGCCAUUCAGGGUCCCAUGGGUGAAGGGAUAAGAGAGCCGUGGGAGGGGUGGAGAAGAGGAGGGAGUAG
Chelonoidis abingdonii (Abingdon island giant tortoise) is the source of this 1024-nucleotide messenger RNA. The record is from RefSeq and is a predicted model, not a curated record. NCBI's taxonomy places the organism in Eukaryota, Metazoa, Chordata, Testudines, Testudinidae.